Patiria miniata (bat star) is the source of this 2049-nucleotide messenger RNA. RefSeq names its product ubiquitin-conjugating enzyme E2 J1-like (gene ube2j1). The transcript is spliced from 7 exons. The record is from RefSeq and is a predicted model, not a curated record. Lineage: Eukaryota; Metazoa; Echinodermata; Asteroidea; Valvatida; Asterinidae. Bases 138 to 1307 code for a protein of 389 amino acids.
UGUCAAUGUACACAAAUCGGUAGAUCGAAAAACGCAGUGGAGUGGUUUUAGGAAAUUUUAGUUGGAAAGCCGGAAUUUGUUUAGUGUUAUUAAUUACAACGUAUUUCGCCUUUUUGUAAAAGGUUCGCAGGAUAAAGAUGCAAGGACAGUACUCAAGAAGGAGUCCGGCUGUCAAGCGGUUGAUGAAAGAAGCACAAGAGCUAAGUGAUCCUACGGAACAGUGCUACGCACAGCCAUUGGAGGACAAUCUGUUUGAGUGGCAUUUUACUGUGCGAGGGCCCCCUGACUCGGACUUCCAGGGUGGUGUGUAUCAUGGCAGGAUCACCCUGCCACCAGACUACCCCAUGAAACCACCCAGUAUCAUGCUCCUGACACCCACCGGAAGAUUUGAAGUAGGCACCAAGAUCUGCCUGUCCAUAUCUGGUCACCAUCCUGAAACCUGGCAACCUUCCUGGAGUAUCCGCACUGUCAUGCUUGCCAUUAUCGGAUUUAUGCCGACCAAAGGAGAAGGGGCCAUAGGAUCUCUGGACUACACACCAGAGGAACGGAAAAUAUUGGCAAAAAAGUCCCAGGAGUGGACGUGCCCAUCUUGCAAGAAAGCCAACAAGACCAUCUUACCCAAGGAGACCUCCUCUGAGAAGUCUAAGGAGAUGCAGAGAGAGGCAGCGAAGCUGGCAUCUCAGAUCAGCUUCAAGAAGGAAGAUGACAAGAAGAAGGGUGAGAGCACUUCCAGUAAUCCUGCAGCAGAUACAUCACAGCCUCAGACCAACGCCAUCCCAGCGGCCGCCAAUCCAGCUUUACCUCCAAAUCCGUUUGCCGCAUUCAACCCUGCGGCCAUGGGCAUGAACUUCCAGCCCGGCAUGUUCCAUGGUUACCCGCCAAACUUCAUGAACGUGAACCAGCAGGUACCGGCCAAUCAGAACGCUGCAAACCCGCCUGCUGGGACUCAAGGAACCAAUCAGAUGCCUUCAAAUGUUACCCAGCCACCAGCUGGCCAAUCAGAAAGCAGUCAGGCUACAACCAGCCAAUCACAAAACCCCCAGCCUCAAGCAGCAGCUACCAGCCAACCAAGCACAACCACCACCACACCUGAACUGAGACAGCGGGCAGCAGCGGCAGCGACCCCAGGGGUAAACCAGACACAACCCAGGACAGACCCCCAGAGGAACCAGGUAGCAAAUGAGGACAAUUCAGGAGGGAGGUGGGCUAUCGUCAUAAUGAUCAUCAUCACUAUCAUCAUGCUGUUUCUUCUCGGAAGGAGGCUCUUCAUCACUUACGAGUACAAGUUCCAGUCUGGGGAUCUGUAAACUUGAAACUACUCCAAAGUAUACACAAAUCUUGUCCCAUAGUUGACAACUAUAGCCCCCACGGUGCGACGACCAAAACUGUGGUGUCCCAUGUGAAUAUUUUACGACCAUUGAACUUCUGUGCAAAAGUCUUGACAGCUGCAUAUCUGUUGGUGCAAUGGAAUGUAUGAAUUCGGUCUGAAAGGCUGGUCAUAGUAUCUUAAAUCUUCGUGAUUUAAAAAAAAAAUUACAACUACAAAGUUCUCCAACAAAGAGUAAACGAUCAAAAGUUAAAUUAAGGUGAAGGGUAGAAUGUCAUUGUGGUUAUUUUUAAGACCAUUUUUUCCCCUUGUGAAUUGUUAAAAUAAGUUGUGGAGUUGUGAACUUCAGAUUUUAGCAGAAUAUUUUUGAAGCGUUAAAAAAUAUAUUACAUUUAAUUUGUCCUGGUCAUUCCAAUUGUCUACUGGCUAAGUUCCCUGUCGUGUAACAAAAUUCUUCCAACAAUUUAGUAUGAAUUAUUUAUACCCCACACAUGGCUAAAAAAAAGUUGAUCCAACAGGAAAAGUUUCCUUAUUUGAAAUUUGAUAUCCUAUAUAAUAAUCCUAAGUAAAAUGUGAAUUCAUUUCAUUUCGUUUGUAAAAUUAACGAACCUCCUGUGAUAUGUAUGGCACAAUAUAUAAUACGGACAUUUUAAAUUAAUUGUUAAUUUAUUAGUUUCACUCAAAAGUAAAAUAAAGAUGUAUACAGAAACAAAGUACAGACA